AGGAUGAACAAGACCAAGGGAGCAUUUGACAGCCCAGAAGUUUGGAGCUCAGGCUGCAUGCAGAGCAGCGCCUCCCUGGGCAGUGUGGCACCGUUCGGACAGCAGGCCACGGACACAGCCCUGAAUGUCACCCUCAUCGUGGCGCUCCUGGUCRCCACGGUGUCUCUGGGAUGUACGAUGGACAUAGCCAAGAUCACAGCUCACCUCAGGAGACCCAAAGGUGUGGCAGUUGCCGUGAUGGCUCAGUAUAGCAUCAUGCCCUUGGCAGCGUUCACACUGGGCAAGCUCUUCCAGCUGGGCACCUCAGAAUCCCUGGCCAUCCUCACCUGCGGCUGCUGCCCAGGGGGAAACCUCUCCAACAUCUUCAGCCUGGCACUGAGAGGGGACAUGAACCUCAGCAUCGUAAUGACCGCAUGCUCGAUGGUCCUGGCAAUUGGAUUAAUGCCACUGCUGCUGUACCUUUACUGGGGAGGACUGAAUGAGGGUGACUUGGAGGGCAAGAUACCUUACAAAGGAAUAAUCACCUCCCUGGUGCUGAUGCUAAUCCCCUGUGCCAUCGGCAUCAUCUUGAAUGAGAAGAAACCACAGUACACUGGCUUUGUCACCAAGGUGGGGGUUGUUGUGCUUCUACUGUCAUCUGCUGCUAUAAUUGUUCUGUCUGUGGCCAAUGAGGGAAGCUGUGUCAUGGUCGUUUUCUCACCAUCUCUCCUGGGAUCUUCUGCCUUAAUGCCUCUGACUGGAUUCCUGCUGGGCUAUGUUGUCUCUGCAGCCUUCAAGCUGGAUGACCGGUGCAGGCGGACAGUGUGCAUGGAAACUGGCUGCCAGAACACACAGCUUUGCUCAGCUAUCCUCAAGGUUGCCUUCGCCCCAGAGAUCAUUGGCCCCCUGUAUUUCUUCCCCCUACUCUACUUGCUGUUCCAGCUUGGAGAGGGACUCCUGCUCAUCCUGAUCUUUAGGAUCCAUGACAGAAAAAAGAAAGGCAGUGGCAAAUGCAGCAAAAAUGAUCUGUGCAGGUGUGGACACAAUUAG
Malurus melanocephalus (red-backed fairy wren) is the source of this 1029-nucleotide messenger RNA. RefSeq names its product solute carrier family 10 member 1 (gene SLC10A1). Gene Ontology annotation, cellular component: membrane. Gene Ontology annotation, molecular function: bile acid:sodium symporter activity. The coding region runs from base 4 to 1029 and encodes 341 amino acids. NCBI's taxonomy places the organism in Eukaryota, Metazoa, Chordata, Aves, Passeriformes, Maluridae. Gene Ontology annotation, biological process: bile acid and bile salt transport. The transcript is spliced from 5 exons. The record is from RefSeq and is a predicted model, not a curated record.